Molecule: messenger RNA, 2097 nt
Organism: Effrenium voratum
Lineage: Eukaryota; Dinophyceae; Suessiales; Symbiodiniaceae
Source: the annotation of a GenBank genome assembly
GCGGACGACGCUGACAUCUUGCUGCCAGGUUUGAAGCUGGUCGCGCGUGACCACGCCCACGCCUUCCGCCGUGUGCUGAAGCGACCUUUCCAUUGCAGCAGUUACUUGGGCACCCUGAUGGCGGAGCAUGUUUUGGGAAAGAAGUCGAUUGUGCAAGUGAUCGACAGGUCCUUUGUCUUCAGGCAAUGGUUUCAGGAGGACGUUGAGAAGCAUCACGGGACCAUCAGCAACUUGAAAUCAGCGAAACACCGCUUCGAGUCGCACACGACCCCGCUGUGCCGACUGAUUAGCAACCUUCCUGCCAGUAUGUCAGUUGCGCAACGGAUCAUCCAGCAUCGGCAAGACGCCGUAGGCAAACAUGUGAAACAAUGGCUGGAUGAUUUCAGCAGCGAAGCGGUCCUUGCCCUGGCAAUGGUAGCAGACGCUUCAGACGAAUCGCUGCUUCUGAUUCGCCAAGUGGACGACGAAGCGGUGGACAGCUCAGAGCUUGGGAACUACGUGCAGGGCUUCGCGGACCGCAUUCAAGCCCUUUUUGCUCAGCGGCAGGCGCUGACAACAGUUGGAUACACCAAGUUUGCCAUGGACAUGCUGUCCAAAGGCGAACUUGCGUUUUUCUCUUGUGGGCAGGCUCGGCGGCUGCAGCCUUGCGACGGGGACACGGUGGAAAGAUGCCUGGAUCGCAUGGUCGCUUGGUCCCGCUUAGCCUUGGAAGUUCUUCAAACUGAGUUUCCGCACUACUCCGUCUUCAGCGCCUUCGGGGCCCCUGGGUUGGCCAAGUUCUUCAAUGUCAGCCCUGGCGGCUUCCAGGAGCAGCUGCAGCGUUUGAGGCCCUUGGCUGAGAAGCGCUACAGGGAGACCAACACGACGUGCAAGGAUGCGUGGAUGCACACAAUGGCAGCGACGCAGCGGCGGAAGUCAUUGAAGGAGUCCUAUCCAGCAGAUGACCUGGCCAUCGUCGUGCGCCGGUAUCUGGCUUGGCAAGCAUCGUCCAGCGGCGUGGAGCAGAACUUUGCAAAGGGCGAGCGGAACAACGCCACUGGCCAUUCCCAAGCAUCCGCGUCGUACGAUGCAAGGGCCAUGAAGAUAUUGUUGGCGCCACUAAGCCCCCCGGAUUUCAAGGUCAUUGUCACGAACGCGGCGGAACUCUAUGCAACUUGCCGCUCCGGCGCAAGCCGCAAGCGGACGCAGGAGCGGAUUGACAAGAAUGUGAAGCGCGCCAAGCAGGAGGGGACAGAAGCAGCGUUUAUCAGAUCCAGGCGGGACAGUGUUGCAAACGCAACACCCUCUUUGAACAUGGCCGACCUGGCCUUCGACAUGGACGAGCACCCGGCCACAAAUGACAAAGUGUCUGAGUACUGGACUGAGAGUUACGAGGUUGAGUACCAGUUCCAAAAGUCAAAGCAAACACAUUACAAGGUGGACGGCGUCCUGGACGGCCUCAUUGAUCAAAAUGCAGUGGACCAAGAAACUAUGGAGACAGCAGCCAAAGCUGAGCGCGACGCGGACAAGGGGCAUAUCAGAGACAGGCUCUCCAAGGAUGCUUUGCAGAUGCGGCUUAACGGCUCCAUGGAUUGGGAAAAGAUUCAAGGCAGCAAGGCUUGGCUGGACCCCGCCAUCUCUGUUGCAGACUUGCAAGUGGCAAUGAGCGCCCGAAAUUUGGUCAAAACCACGGAGCGAUUGGAGGCAGACAUUUUCAUUGUCAACGACGCUGGCAAUUUGCCGGAGAGGGUGAAAUUGAUGGCUGCCUUGCUUGGUCGGCAGAUCAUGGAUGUCUGCCUCCUGGAAGGCAAGAAAGGGAUCCUUCUGAAGUUUCAGCCUGCCUCGCAGACGCGGCGUCAGAAGGUCUUCUUUUCCACAAAGUUCCGUGAGAGCCACGCCCAAUUCAUUAAGCCGAUCAAGGACAUUGUGAACCGUCCCGGAAGUAAAUGGAAGCUCGCAGCCGUUGGGGCAGACGCAACCAUGAUCUUGGCAACCUCGGCUGAAGUUGGACGAGCUGCUGUUCUCAGUGGAAAUUCGCAGGGUUAUCUCAGCAAGGCGAGCUUUCUGGAAAACAUUUCCAGGCUUGACUUGCGCGCUUCGGGUUUUUACACGCCAUAG